CAAGAUGUUUCGACGACCACGUGAUGACGUCAAAACAUGGCGUCUCAAUCAGCUGGGUGUUGUGUAGAGUGUGCUUGAGAUGCCCGUCUUUAGAAAACCAACGAAGACUGCCGUCUGUCUACUCGAAUACUGACGAAAAAGUUACUCGACGCAAUAUGCCACCAGAUAGACCAGAUGCUUCCGGCGUAGAAACAGAAAUAGGACUGAAUAGUACGCAAGUCUUCAGUUUUGGAGAAACUGUAUACACAAUGAAAGAAAAAGAAAACACCAGUGCUUUUGUCGAGACCAAUUCGACCGAUGAACUUCAUGGGGAAAUUUCAAUGUCUGAAAAGUCCAUGGAAAAGAAUAGCCAGUUAGAUGACGAUUUGACUUCUUUGAGUUGGCUUCAUCAACAAAAUCUGUUGAAGGGUUUGGAUAUCUCGAAUCCCUCCAAAGAUAUAAAAAACGAGAAUGUAUUGAAUAACAACAUUUGCGACGACAUGGCAGAGUUUUCUGAAAACACCAAUUCCAUUUCAAGUUUAGAUGAUGGCUAUUGCCCAGAUAAUAAUGGGAAAGUAAAUAAUUCGACAUCGCAUGAAAAUAGUCAGAGUUAUCAGCACACGAAUAAAAAUGGUCAAAAGACAAUGCAAAUCUUUCAGGAGUCGGUAAAAAAUCACUACAAUUCUUCACAAAAUAAUCAAACCAAGAUUUCUCUGAGCAACAAUAAUCUGCCGGUGUCGAACCGCAACAAACACCCUACUCAUAUACCAUAUGAUCCUCAUUUACACAGGAACAGUAAACCACCGUAUUCAUUUUCUUGUUUAAUUUUCAUGGCUAUCGAAGAUAGUCCUGUAAAAGCUUUACCGGUCAAGGAGGUGUAUGCCUGGAUUUUGGAUCACUUUCCGUAUUUUAGGAAUGCUCCUACCGGAUGGAAGAAUUCUGUUAGACAUAAUCUAAGCUUGAACAAGUGCUUCCGUAAAGUAGAGAAAGCUCCGAAUCUGGGCAAAGGUUCGUUAUGGAUGGUAGAUGCUCAGUAUCGUCCAAAUUUAAUACAAGCAUUGUCACGUGCUCCCUUUCCUCCUCCCACUGCUCAAACUUUGUCUUCCCCAGAAAAACCGCAGAGAAAGAAUACAAACACACGCCUUCCAGAUCCUAUUCUCUUCCCAUACCUCUCCAAAAGACUGGCAUCGAGCAACAUUACCGAUAACACGGAAACAGAAGUAGACAGCGAUGUAGACGCAGCUGCCGCGGCUAUGCUUUCUUUCAAACACGGUCCUAUCAUUUUAAAUCAUAAUAAAGAUCGUAAACGAAAAUUAGCGGAAUCUGAAAAGUUGGUUCCAAUAAUCACUAGAAGCUCUAGCGAAGACCAUACGUAUAGCUGUAUUACCUCAGUCAAACAAGAGAGCAAAUAUCCGAGCGAAGAAACGAAUCCCGACUUCGACGAACAACGGAAGAUAGCAGAGGGUGCGGACGCGCUUCUGAAUUUAGCGGGUGUUACCACGGCGCUUAGUCACAGUAGAACUUCACACGUACAAGGUAUUAAUCCACCGUCAAAGUCCGAAGGCAUGUCGAAACCGAAGAAGCGUUCGGCACCGAAUGAUUAUUCGAAUCUACCUGAGAAAAGACGUAAACAUUGGCCAAAGUGGAGCGAAGAGAAGCGAUAUUUAAAGCAAAUUGUAUAAAACUUUCUGUUUCGUGUAUGCGUUGAAGCAUAUCUCUCACAUUUGUCUUUUUUUUUCGUGUUAUGCGCGAACAAAAAAAAGAAACAAUUCGAAAUUAUAUUUUCAAUAUCGAUUAUUGAAACGGAACGGGGAUGCGCAACUUAAUCUUACAUCGCUGACAAUGAAUUUAUCGUCUUUCGAAUACGACUAAUAUUAGCGAAGAUUUGCAUCGAAGUUAUAUUGCCAUUUUUAGGCGUGUAAGAAGAAAGAGUGAGAAAAGCAGAGAAACGCUCUGUCGGCGGGUGCAUUUCUAUUUAAAGUAAAAACAAAACGACGGGAAAGAGGGAGAAAGAGAGAAACGGGGGGUGGGGGAAUUGGCGAUCGCUCAGGGUUUAGAACUCGCUAUAUGCCAAAAUAAAUUCAGUAGCACUAAGCAACAAGCAAUAAAUAGAAGGGUAGUGUUUAAAAAGUUACUUUCUCGACAUGUUUACUAAGACAUGAUACAACUAAGCGGUUCAUGGAAUGUCAAUGAAGGAAAACCUAUCGCGUACUAAAUAACGAUAAACUUUUUAGACCUGUUGUGACGAUUAUACAUAUUAAUUCAUAGAGAGUUUAAUUAAUGAUAAUAGAGUUCUAUAUAUUAGGUUUUUGUAGAUAUGUAUAGAGAUAUAAUUGAUAUCUAUUCGAUAGAGAAAUUGAUAAUAUAUUUAAAAAAAAAAGAUUAUAUAUAUAUAUAUAUACACAUGUACAUGUUAUAUAUAUGUACACGCGCGCGCGCACGCACGCACGCACACACACACACACACACGUUCAUGUUUUACGUGCUCAUUCAUUACACUCGAAAUACAUCUGGUCAUGUACACUGCUGCAUGUGUGUAUAAAUCGUUCCCGCGAGAACUAUCGAUAACGAAAAAAAGAAAUACAAAGUCUAGGUAUUGCUGAACAUGGAUUUGAAAUGAGGAAAAAGCUUAUCAUUUCAUGCCUUUUUCUACUAUCUUCGUGGCACUUGAGAUGAUUUUGAACAGUGCUGUAUAUAUGUAGAUUCUACAAUGUAUGCACAGACCAGUUUCAAAAUUUUGUUAAAGGAUCAAUAUGUAUCGCGUCGAAUUGAUAAUAUUGAUUGGAACGUAAGAUUUAAGAAACAAGAGGUCAUCCUAUUUUUCUAUUUAAAAAAAAAAAAAAAAAAAAAUCAUAAUAUUAAGAGCAUUGUGAAUACCUGAUAAGUAAUGAAAUGUAUAUGUGGUAAAAAAAACAGAAGAAAAAAAUUUAAAAAAAGCGGUAUCGAUGAAGAACUGGUCUUGUAUACAUUAAUACGUAGUUCUAUAUAGAGAGAACGUAUAUUUUUACAGGGCACUGCCCGCGUGAUAAAAGCUCUUCCUAAUAAUUUGCUAAAAACACAGUUCAUUAGCUUAAACCACUUACUAAUUGUAAUCAUAGUAAUUUGCGUGACACUACAAACACAGCAUGGUAGCGCAGCCUGAACAGUUUCAUGUGUUUAUGAUUACACGCCAUAUAACGUAAAAUUUCCAUAAAAGAAAUGUUUAAACUUUUGAUUCGUUUAAAUAACGAAUGCGUAUAGCGAAAGGUACUCACUCGGAGAACUUGGUUACCAAUUUAAAAUUACGAAAUUUUAAAUCGGAGACGUUUCUAGUCUUACGACUAUGUGUAUAAACGUAAACAAAAAUAUCACUUGUUAGGUCGAUAAUGAUAUUUAAGCGUCACAGUUGCAAAUAAUGAUGAAUUGUUAACCUGUAAUAUAUGUUACUGCUGGCUCAGAUAUAUUCAGACGCAAGACUCAUAGUUAUUGCUUUUACGAACGGUGCAAUUUAGUUUAACUUAUUAAUAAUACAUUCUUUAUUUGGCUAAGGUUUAAUGUUUAGUUACUUUUCAAAUUUUCGAUUAUUCACCACCUGGUAAUAAAUUUGUUAAGUCACGAAUCGCGAUCUUUCGUCCGCGAAGCAAUGUAAUAUCUCAACCAACGGAAAAUUCUCGUGUUUUAAAUUUACGGUAUGAUAAAAUUCUAAUGUGUUAUUAAUGUAAAGCUUAUAAUUAAUUUAGAGUAACAGAAAAAUUAAAGGAUCUAUAGAUGGGGCGCGCUGCCAAAACUUUUUAUGUGAUUGUAGCUAGUCAGCUACAAAGAAAGAUCCAAAAUAAGGAUGCAAGAAAGAAUGCCAUUUUAUGUACGAUCAAGUAACUUCAAUUUUUGAGAGAAAUGUACAUUUUUAUGUAACGUAAAAUUAUCCUAUUUAGCGUAUAAAUAUGCUUUUAGAAGCACGUGUUCAAGGCUGAGCACUUUUUUCGAAAUUUGUAUACACCAAGCAAGACCAGUUUUUGUAGACUUUACGUUUUCUAUUGUCUGUGAUAUUAUUGCAAAGCUAAACAUGCCUUAUUGUAGUUGUUAUAUUUUGGUGGAAAAAUUUGUUUAGAGCUUAAUAAGUUUUAUCGUUUAAAAAAGCGAUGUUAUCGGCACUUUCUGAUAUUAUCAAUUGGCAUUCUUACUGACAACCUUAACAUUCUAAUCUAGAUAGGGAAACUGGCAUCUUCGAAUUAGUAAUAUAUUAUGUAUACAUAUAUAUAAAGGAAUGUAUAUAUGUGUACACAUACAUAUACCGAAAAUAAUAUCACAGUUUUCGCUAUUUGUUAAAAUUUUUAGUCCUAGCUUUUGUUUGCUACGACUGAAGAUCUGUUCUUCCAUGUAGUUUAUUCUAAUGUAAUCAAUUAGGGGGUGGGAUGCCAUUUAUAAUAAUAGUAAUCUAGCUAAUCGAUAAAUUACAAAUUAGAAUAAUCGAUUAGCAAGAAAACGUAAAGCAAUACACCAGUAAAUCCUGAUAUCGGGCAGAAUACUCUUAGUCAGCCGGUCUUCAAGAAACAUUUAUUUACCGAUCACUGUAAUACCAUGCAGUUGCACAUUGUGAAUCAUGUACAAACAAUUUGUACAACAUCGAUUGUACGAGAUGGCUCAUUUGUCGAGUAUUUUUACAAAGUAUUACUGUAUCGUAUAUGCAAUAGGAAUACCAUUUCUUUUAUGCGAUCUUUUAAUGUACGCAAAUCAUCGUUUAACAGAACGUUCAAUCGUUCGAUCCUGUUAAUCUCGACCGGCUGACAUAUAAAUAAAAAAAUCAUCGAUAACUGAAACACCAAAAAUCGAGUGUACGAAGCGAACCAUAUUUCAUUGUAUCGCGACUAGCCACGGACAAUCAAAAUGUAACAUGGUGUUUAAUUUGCUUCCAUUACAUGACAUCGUGCCAAAACGCAGAAAUCGUUUAUUUUGAGGAACAGAUGUUAAUUUAUAUAUGUAUCUACGAGUUGUACAUUGUACCAAUUUUGUUGGCGUAAUAUGUAAUAUUAUUAUUAAUAAUUAUAUUAUUAUCAUUAAUAUAAUUAUUACUCAUUUUAAACGAAAUACACUGUAAAAUGUUUGUUAAGUUUUUGACCUUGCUUAUAUAAUUGAGUAAAAAUAUUUAAUAUUUUAGAUUGUAACCAAGACAGAACUUUAUUAAUGAAAAGA
This is a messenger RNA of Hylaeus volcanicus, 5148 nucleotides long. RefSeq names its product forkhead box protein N3-like. Gene Ontology annotation, biological process: regulation of DNA-templated transcription. Gene Ontology annotation, cellular component: nucleus. The record is from RefSeq and is a predicted model, not a curated record. Bases 24 to 1661 code for a protein of 545 amino acids. Lineage: Eukaryota; Metazoa; Arthropoda; Insecta; Hymenoptera; Colletidae. Gene Ontology annotation, molecular function: cis-regulatory region sequence-specific DNA binding; DNA-binding transcription factor activity. The transcript has 6 exons.